Rhizopus microsporus ATCC 52813 is the source of this 1353-nucleotide messenger RNA. RefSeq names its product L domain-like protein. NCBI's taxonomy places the organism in Eukaryota, Fungi, Mucoromycota, Mucoromycetes, Mucorales, Rhizopodaceae. Gene Ontology annotation, molecular function: protein binding. The transcript is spliced from 4 exons. The coding region runs from base 1 to 1353 and encodes 450 amino acids. The record is from RefSeq and is a predicted model, not a curated record.
AUGAAGUUGACAAUCAAGGCCAUUUCAGAGAUCUAUCCAGAUCGUUCACUUGGAGAACUAAAGGAACUUAAUGCAUCGAAAAAGGAAAUUGAUACUGUUGAAGAUCUAUCAUCUUGCAAGCAACUUCGAAAAGUUAAUCUAUCUAAUAACCAAUUGACCGAUGAGCGAUCUUUGACUGGUUUAAGGAAUCUAGAAGAGUUGACACUGUUAAACCUUUCAUAUAAUCAAUUUAAAGAUUUUACAGGCUUUCAGCACUUUAAAAGAUUGAAUGUGUUGAACUUGAGCCAUAAUGAACUUGUUCAUAUGAGCCCUCACUUGAGAAAAUUAAAACAGCUAAAGGCGUUGAUUCUGAAUGAUAAUCAACUAUUGGAAAUUGAAAACAUUGAACCACUAUUAGAUCUUAAUACACUUGUUAUUUCUCAUAAUCAAUUGGAUACAAUUCCCAAAUUAUCCAGUCUUUUAAAGCUAACCAAACUAUCUGCUGCACAUAACAAGUUGAGCGACGUACCCGACCUAUCUUCCAAUACCGCCUUGAAAGAACUUCGACUGAAUGACAAUCAUAUCUCGCAUAUACCCGAAACAUUAAGAAACUGUACUUCACUAGAAAUCCUUGAUUUUGGUAAUAAUCAAAUCGCAGAAUGGACAGCCAUUGCUGCUUUAGGUUCACUUACAAAGCUACACAAUCUCAAUUUGAAGGGAAACCCAAUUGCUAACAAGAAGGAUUACUUUGAAAAGGUCCUUGAUCUUGUUCCUUCCUUACGUAUUCUCGAUGGUGAACGAUUUGAUCCCAAGUAUUUAGAACGAAAGAAGAAACAAAUGGAAAAUAAAAAUUUGGUUGAAAAGAAGCAAAGACUGAAAAGAAUAAAAGCACAAAAGGAAAAGAAGGAAAAGAAAGUACGAGGCGAAGACAUAGAAAAGAUCAAGAAGGUAGCUAAGAGAUCUAAGCCAAUGAAUGAAGAAGAAGCGUUGCCUGCAGCCAAGAAGAAGAAGACGACAGAAGAUCCAUUCUUUAUGGAGACAGAUGUACCACCUAAAGAUGAAAAGAAGAUAAAGAAGAAACAAGAGACGGCUAAGACUGUACAAAAGGUAAAAGAAACGAGUAAAGAAAAGACAAGAGAGGAAGACAAGAAGAAAGACGAAAAGAAGAAGGAUGAAGCCAAGGUUGAAGAAAAGAUGCCAGUUGUAGAGACUCCAAUAAGCAAGGUACAAACGGGUGUAGUGGGUAUUGUUGACAAGACAAAGAAGAAGAAGAAGGAGAAUAAAGAUAUCGUUGCUGCACUGGAGACAGAAGAGAAGAGUAGUACUGCAGAACAAAGUUCGGGCACCGGUUUAGAUGUUGGUGGUUGGGAUUAA